ACCGGGACCAGCACCGGCACCGGCACCAGCACCGGCACCGGGGCCUCCCCGGCCGCGCUGCAGCGCCGGGAGGGCGCGGAGCCGCCGAGGAGGGAGCGGCGCUGCCCAGCCCCGAACCCAGCGGAGGAGGCGAAAAUGGGCCGCAAGAAGAUCCAGAUCAGCCGCAUUUUGGACCAGCGGAACCGGCAGGUGACCUUCACCAAGCGGAAAUUCGGGCUGAUGAAGAAGGCGUACGAGCUGAGCGUGCUGUGCGACUGCGAGAUCGCCCUGAUCAUCUUCAACAGCACCAACCGCCUGUUCCAGUACGCCAGCACCGACAUGGACAAGGUGCUGCUCAAGUACACCGAGUACAGCGAGCCCCACGAGAGCCGCACCAACUCCGACAUCCUCGAGACGCUGAAGCGCAAAGGGCUGGGGCUGGAGAGCCACGAGCUGGAGCUGGAGGAGGGCCCGGAGCCGCCCGGGGACAGGGGCAGGAGGCUCGGGGAGGGCGUGGAUCUGUCCCUGGCGCGGCCCAGGUUCUAUAGCCCGGUGCCGCUGCCCGAGGCCGCCUAUGGCAGCUCCCCCCCGGCCCCCGAGGGCUCCCUGGGCUCCCCGCAGGGCCAGGGCCGCUCCCCCGCCCUCAGAGCCGCGGCUCCCAAGGCACCCGGACGGUCCCCGGGGCCGCUGCCCCCAGGGCUCGGCUACCCCCUGUUCCCCGCCGCCAGCCUGAGCCGCGCCCUGGCCACCAAAACGCCACCGCCGCUGUUCCUGGGGGCCGAGGGCCGGCGCGGGGAGAGCCAGGGCGGCCUGGCCAGCGGCCGGAGCGGCGGCACCGCGGCGCGGCCGCUGUUCCCUGCCCUGCAGACGCUGAGCCCCGUGCUCAGCCCGGGCAGCUCCGGCCUCCCGAGCCACGGCCUCGCCGGCUUCCCCUUCCUCAGCCCGGCCCAGGCGGAUUUUGGGGCUGGAGAGGCCCCAACGCCCCCCGGAUUCCUGCAGCCCCCCCCGGCCUGGCAGCACCCCCGGGACGUGGCAGUGCUGGGGGCCAGCAGCCGCAUCGUCCCCGCGGAGGAGCCGCCAGCCGCUGUCCCCGGCGCGUCCCCGCAGCCGCAGCCCAUCAGCAUCAAAUCGGAGCGGGCGUCGCCGGGGCUGGGCUGUGCCCCGGGCACCCCCCAGCCCCCCCUGCCCACCCUGGCGCCCCUCAGCGAGGCCCCCCGAGCCCCCGGCGAGCUCCAGCCCCGCGAUGGCUUCGCCAAGAGCUUCCCCCCGUACGCGCCGGGGCCGCCGCGGCCGCUGCCGGACGAGCCGAGGGUCGCGGUCCCCGCCGUCCCCGCCGUCCCCGCCGUCCCCGCCGUCCCCGCUGUCCCCGCUGUCCCCGCGGUCCCCGCGCGGAGGGCACAGCCCCUGGACGUUUGGCAGAGAUAG
This is a messenger RNA of Agelaius phoeniceus (red-winged blackbird), 1404 nucleotides long. RefSeq names its product myocyte enhancer factor 2B (gene MEF2B). NCBI's taxonomy places the organism in Eukaryota, Metazoa, Chordata, Aves, Passeriformes, Icteridae. Gene Ontology annotation, molecular function: protein dimerization activity; RNA polymerase II cis-regulatory region sequence-specific DNA binding; histone deacetylase binding. The record is from RefSeq and is a predicted model, not a curated record. Gene Ontology annotation, biological process: heart development; cell differentiation; positive regulation of transcription by RNA polymerase II.